Molecule: messenger RNA, 1658 nt
Organism: Effrenium voratum
Lineage: Eukaryota; Dinophyceae; Suessiales; Symbiodiniaceae
Source: the annotation of a GenBank genome assembly
UCUAAUCAUUCUUUUUCCAGCGAAGAAGCAACUGGAGGUUGGCUUUGCCAUGGUGAUGCCUUGGUGUUCUCAGGUGAACAAAGCAAAGCACAGCCGACGAACAGGCCGCCAUGACGCCGGAGUCAACGAAGAAGAGCGGAACUGGACAUGUAAGUGUCGGCUCUGCCAUGAAAGUGUCUGUGUGUUUGCCGAGUGGCCGGAGCUGCCUUCUUGCUCUGCCGGACGCGCAAGCUACCGUCCGCGAAGUGGCGGUCGACGCGCAGCUCCAGCUGAAGCGCGGCCUGCUGAAGCUGACGUUUGGAGGGCGGCUGCUGGAUCCCUCGUCUUCUCUGGGUGAGGUGGGUGUGCGAGACGGGGACAUCCUUGAGGCGAUCGUUGUUGCGCCAGUCGCGCCCGUGAAGAUCGCUGCCAGCGGCAAAGCAUUUGCCAUCUCUGCUCGCGGCUGUGUGAAAACUUGGGGAGGCGACGGCUGGGGCGGAGACAGCAGCCAGGUGCAAGAGCAGUUGAUGGGGGUCCAGCAGAUCCAAGCCAGUCACGCUGCUUUUGCUGCCAUCCUGGAAGACGGCUCGGUGGUGACCUGGGGCGAUCAUGAUGAUGGUGGUGACAGCCGCCAGGUGCAAGAUCAAUUGCAGCGGGUCCGGCAGAUCCAAGCAGCCGGAAAUGCUUUUGCUGCCAUUCUGGAAGAUGGCUCUGUGGUGACUUGGGGGAAGCGUGACUGGGGAGGUGACAGCGAUCAGGUGCGAAGGCACUUGGUGCGGGUGCAGCAGAUCCAAGCAACGCAUCAUGCUUUUGCAGCCAUCCUGGAAGACGGCUCUGUGGUGACUUGGGGCGAUCCUGACAGUGGCAGCGACAGCAGCGAGGUGCGAGGAGCAGUUGGUGCGCGUGCAGCAGAUCCAAGCAAGUCAGGCUGCUUUUGCUGCCAUCCGGGAGGAUGGCUCUGUUGUGACUUGGGGCAUGCCUCAUGUUGGUGGUGACAGCAGCAAGGUGCGAAAGCGGUUGGUGCGGGUCCAGAAGAUCCAAGCAACCAGAUAUGCUUUUGCAGCCAUCCUGGAGGACGGCUCUGUGGUGCCUUGGGGCUAUGAGGACUCGGGCGGCUUUGCCAGCCGCCCGGUCAAGGACCAGUUGGUGGGGGUGCAGCAUAUUCAAGCGUCUUGGCAUGCUUUUGCCGCCAUCGGUGCGCACAGCGCUGUGGUGACUUGGGGCGAAGCUGAGAGUGGCGGCGACAGCAGCCAGCUGCGAGCUGCGAGCUGAUUGGUCCUGAUUUCCACCGCCCGAGUUUUUUCGGACGUCCAGCAUUUUGGCAAUACCAGCUGCCCUGCCUCGCCCUGCCUUGCCAUCUGAUUGCCAUCUGAUUGCCAUCUGAUUGCCAUCUGAUUGCCAUCUGAUUGCCAUCUGAUGGCCAAAGUCGAUUCUGCACAUUUCGACCCUGGGCGCUUUCAAUUGGCGAACGUUGAUAUGGCCAUGGGUCAGAAUCCCGUACCCCUCACUAAACAUCCCAAUCCACACUGAAAUCGACUAAAAUGGGUGGGCAAGUUUUCUACCCACUUGGGUAGAGGUAGAUCCGCUGCCAGGAGCUUCCAAACCGCGAAGCGGGGUUUGGGGUGUGUCGGAGCAGUGUCGCGUCUGAUAUUGCUCACUCCCUGAGCUCAUGGAAACCA